Molecule: messenger RNA, 1634 nt
Organism: Pimephales promelas (fathead minnow)
Lineage: Eukaryota; Metazoa; Chordata; Actinopteri; Cypriniformes; Leuciscidae
Gene: pole3
Product: polymerase (DNA directed), epsilon 3 (p17 subunit)
Biological process (GO): heterochromatin formation; leading strand elongation; DNA damage response
Cellular component (GO): CHRAC; epsilon DNA polymerase complex
Molecular function (GO): chromatin DNA binding; protein heterodimerization activity
Source: RefSeq, a predicted model, not a curated record
GUAAAAGGUUAACUCAUGGGUUUGGAAUCAAGCGGGCUGAAAAACUGAGGCACACUAGCUUUUGUCCAGAUUCACCUGUUCCGUUGAUAAUUGAUUUGCAGAUAAAUAAUCUAAUUGCACGUCUAACGCAUAUAUAAGGUAUUAUAUGUAAGGUAACAAAACGAAAUUUGUUAUUCGGCGCACUUAAAUCGAGUGUAUCUGGUGAUAGUUCACCCUCAGAUAAGUUAGACGGCUAAGCUAACAAAGUUUUCACUGUUGUGCAGUUUGACCUGAUCACGCAUCUAAAACAAACAGAUUACAUUGUUUUGUUGCAUCUCAUUUAAGUGUAUAUUAAGUGUAAUGGCUGAGAGACCAGAGGACCUCAAUCUUCCCAAUGCUGUCAUCACGCGGAUUAUAAAAGAGGCAUUGCCAGACGGAGUAAACGUGUCCAAGGAGGCAAGAAGAGCGAUUUCUCAAGCAGCUAGUGUUUUCGUUCUCUACGCAACAUCUUGUGCAAACAAUUUUGCUAUGAAAGCAAAAAGGAAAACACUCAACGCUGGAGAUGUGAUGUCAGCUAUGGAGGAGAUGGAGUUUGAGCGUUUCUUGCAACCCUUGCGGGAAGCACUUGAAGCGUACAAGAAAGGUCAGAAAGGCAAGAAAGAGGCAUCUGAGCAAAAACGAAAGGACAAGGAUAAGAAGAACGACACAGAUGAUAAUGACAAGAGUAGAGAUGAAGAGGAAGAUGAGCACAUGGAUGAUGAACAAGAGGGAGAGAAUGAAGAAGAGGAUGUUGAAAAUUGAAAAGCAUGAUUAGUUUAUUUGGUGAGUCUGUCCUGGUUUCUAUUAACUAUUGCAAAUGAUGGUAGCUAGUGUCCACUUUAGUAGAGGGAAAGGUGAUGUGGUCUGGACAAACCUAUGGUACAUAAUAUGCUUCUCUUUGUGAUUUGAACAUCUGUGGCAACCGUCCUGCUGAGAGCUCCUUUGAACCCAGCAGGGUGUCUUUCAAGAGAAGUUGCACAUUAUUUGAAUACAGGUUAUUUAGUUACAACAGUAGUGUCCAUAGUAUUUUAAUUGAAUAAACACUGUUACUGGAGGCAAGAAAUGGAAAAAUGUGUUGGAUAUUAAGGAUUUGGGAUAAGAAAUAAAAUAGGAGCAGCUGUACCUAUGAAAAAUCAUCUUAAGACCAGCAUUUGUAGCCAAGCUUAAAUACUUUUGUACACAAGUUUACAACUCUGGAAUAUUUGACAAAGCUGUUUUUUUUUUUCUAAAUAAAGUUUGAUAUCUUAUUUUCCCCCCUCAAUUUAUGCUCCUCACCCUGCCAAAUAUUUAUAUCUAAUAUGCAGUUCUUCUGGGUGUGUGAAAUUUGGGGGUUUGUCCCUUCCAAAAAUAGGUCUAGGACUAAAUUCUUUUCUUAGAAAUGAUGAAAUGAAGCUUUCAUUUUGUGAUUAAGAUUUUUUUUUUUGUCAGUCUGUGACUGUUUUAGGAGUUUAAGGCCUUGCAAGAGAUACACAACUCUUCAUGAACAUAAUUCUGGAAAUGGUCAACAUAAUUACCCUUUUCAAAUUUCCAGGUUUCUUAGAAGCAUUAAUCAUAGUUGGGUACACUUAUAUAGUGGUGAAUGGGAAAACCCAUUAAAUAUUUUGUAUUGCCAUUUG